Molecule: messenger RNA, 1170 nt
Organism: Triticum turgidum subsp. durum (durum wheat)
Lineage: Eukaryota; Viridiplantae; Streptophyta; Magnoliopsida; Poales; Poaceae
Source: the annotation of a GenBank genome assembly
AUGCGAGCCAAGCUCUGGUCGGUCCGAAUUGGGCGGCAGGAGGAUUCGCGGCGCGUCCGUGGGCGCCUAGAUCGGGGGUUCCAGCUGGCUCCCCCCGGCGCCAUGGCCGCUGACUCCAGCAUGGGGUUCCACCAGGGGAUCACGGCCGCCGCCUCGGUCUACAACCACCAUCACCACCACCACCACAACAACAACAUGUUCUCCUUCCAGUCGUCCAGCAGCGACGUCACCAUGGGUGGCGCCGGGAUGGGGCUCGUGAGCAUGAGCGGCGGGCCGAGCAGCACCGCAGGCCUGUACCACUCUUCUCCAAACAACCACAGCAGCAGCAACAGCAACAACAACGGCGGUGUGUUCGGCAACGUGCCGGUGGUUGUCCAGUCAAGGAGCUCGCCGGGGGGCGCGUCCCGUGGCGCCGGCGGCACCACCGCGUCCAAGUACAAGUUCGUCACCGGCUCGCCUUCUGAGUGGAGUGACCGCGAGCUGAAUAUACUCAACGAAGGGCUCACCAGAUAUGCUCGUGAACCUAAUAUCAUGAGGUACAUCAAGAUAGCGGCUAUGCUGCCCAACAGAACCAUCAGGGAUGUUGCAUUGCGAUGCUGGUGGGCUGCAGGUAAAGAUAGAAGGAAGAAACCAGAAGGUUUUUUUACAGGGAAAAAGAUGAGAGAUAUGAAGCCAAUGCAGGACAAAAUGUUUGCAUCUGCCCCGAUGUCUAAUUUUCACAUGGCGCCUACCAACAACUUAACCCCUUUCUCAAUAUCGAUGGAAAAUCCAAACCAGCAGUGUCAAGUUCCCAAGGAAGCUCCUGUUGUGGACAGUGCAACCCAGCAGCUCCUGGAGGAAAACAAUCAAUUGCUUAACCAGAUUGCUGCAAAUAUUGAAACAUUCAAGACGGGGGAGAACAUGGAUCUCUUUCUUCGGACAAAUAGCAACAUCAAAACAAUUUUAAGCAGAAUGAGCGAGACGCCUGGCAUCAUGGGUCAGAUGCCUCCUCUGCAAGAAUUAGCACAUGAAGACAAGCUUAAUUCACUUCUUCAAGUUGACAGAAUGCGCAGCACACACCUCACAUAUGAAGGAAGAGCCUCGAAGCUAAUGUGUGGCAUGCGCCGAAAGAAGAAGGGACAGAUAGACGGCUUCAGCUUCUUUCCCUCGGAUCCCCACCGGUGCUGCUAG